AUUGAUAUGUAGCCUAAGGUUUUUGAAAGCAAUUGUUGCGUUUAACAGCCUAUAGAGAAAUUUAAUCAAUCAGAACCACCCACGUUUGGACAGCUCCCUUCGUCCCCUCCUUUCUCUCCCUCUCUCUUCCUCUCUCAACCUUUUUUUUCCUUCUCCCGGUCGAGCUAAAUGCUUUUUGUAGCAUGGCGAAAUUGCGUGUUGAUACCACUUCCCUAUUCGCAUUGAGAUUUCCGUUAUUAGUUAAAACAGAUUCAAUGUUACACUAUUAAAGGUUUCAUUCGUUCAGAUUUGUCCAAUCCUUGUGAAAGUGAGAGAGCGCUGGAAUUAAUGAAACGAUCGCAUCUCUUCUUCUUGCAGGAACGAUUCUUGGGGAACCUGGUCGAGUAAAGGAUGUAAAACCGUACUAACCGAUGCAUCCCAUACAAAAUGCUUAUGUGAUCGUGUAUCUACCUUCGCCAUUUUGGCACAGCAACCAAGAGAAAUAACCAUGGAGUACUCAGCGGUCCCCUCUGUGACUUUGAUCAUUGGUUGUGGUCUGUCCUGUCUCGCCUUGAUCCUGUUGCUAGUGGUCUAUGCUAUUCUAUGGAGUACUUCCCGUUAUUCCAGAUAUAUCCGGUCUGAGCGGUCCAUCAUCCUAAUCAACUUCUGCCUGUCAAUCAUCUCCUCCAACCUCCUCAUCCUGGUUGGACAGACACAGACACACAAUGCGGGUGUCUGUACCAUGACAACAGCCUUCCUUCACUUCUUCUUUCUGGCGUCGUUCUGCUGGGUCCUGACGGAGGCUUGGCAGUCCUACAUGGCCGUUACUGGGAAGGUCCGCACCAGGCUCAUCAGGAAGAGGUUCCUCUGUCUGGGAUGGGGAUUACCUGCCCUGGUGGUUGCCGUCUCAAUGGGAUUCACCAAAGCAAAAGGCUAUGGGACACCCCAAUAUUGCUGGCUAUCUCUAGAAGGUGGUCUCCUGUAUGCCUUUGUUGGACCGGCAGCAGCAGUGGUUCUGGUCAACAUGGUGAUUGGUAUCCUGGUGUUCAACAAGCUGGUCUCCAGAGACGGGAUUCUGGAGAAGAAGCCGAAGCAUCGAGCUGGACCGAUGAACGAGCCCCAUACAGGGUUAACUCUGAAAUGUGCCAAAUGUGGUGUGGUGUCCACCACUGCUCUCUCUGCAACUACAGCCAGUAAUGCCAUGGCCUCUCUGUGGAGUUCCUGUGUGGUUCUGCCUCUGCUGGCUCUGACCUGGAUGUCUGCGGUGCUGGCCAUGACAGACAAGCGCUCCAUCCUAUUUCAGAUCCUCUUCUCUGUCUUCGACUCGUUGCAGGGCUUUGUCAUCGUCAUGGUGCACUGUAUCCUGAGGAAAGAGGUCCAAGAUGCUUUCAGAUGUCGUCUCAGAAACUGUCAGGACCCCAGAAACUGUCAGGACCCCCUCAACGCUGACAACACUGGAACUUUCCCCAACGGUCAUGCUCAGAUUAUGUAUGUUUCCAGCAACUGUGGUGGAUGCCUAACCAGGCCAGUGCAGUACGGCUCGGCAGGGAUCGCCUUGGCUCAGCUCAGUGUGAAAAGGACGGACUUUGAGAAAGACGUUGACAUCGCCUGUCGAUCAGCUCUCCACAAAGACAUGGGCUCUUGCCGCGCGGCGACCAUCACCGGCACCCUAUCCCGCAUCUCUCUGAAUGACGAGGAGGAUGAGAAGGGUCCCGAGGGGCUCAACUACUCCACCUUACCCGGCAACAUCAUCUCCAAGGUGAUGAUCCAGCAGCCCGGCAUGCACAUGGGCCCCAUGGGGGACAUGGGUGAGGGCUGCCUGGGCGACAGCGUGUCCGACAUGCGCCGCACCGUCUACCUGUGCACCGAUGAUGCUCUCCGUCAGUCCGACCAGGAUAUGGGCGGGCACGGGCAUGGCGGGAUGGGCAGUGGCCACGACAUGGGCAGCAUGGGCGGUAUGGGUGGUAUGGGCGGACAUUCACCCCAAGGCCAGAUGAUGGAGACAGACUACAUCGUGAUGCCACGAGCUUCGGCGGCGGCAGCAGGAUCUGGGAACUGUAACACACUUCCCACUCUCCUGAAGGACGAUAGCUCCACCAAGAUGAACAUGGGCCUGGGCAUGGGAGAUACGCUGCCCCAUGAUAGGAUGAUGCAACACUACAAGAUGGCACCGGACUUCAACAUGAGCCCGACGGGGAUGGGCGGGAUUGGGGUCAUGGAGCACAUGAACAUGGGGGUGAACAUGGAUCAGAACCUACAGCAGCAGUAUGGGUCAGGAGGAGGACAGGAACACAUGCAGCAGAACCUGCCCUUUGAACCCCGAACAGCUGUCAAGAACUUCCUGGCUGAGAUGGAAGAGACUGGAGGGCUGUCGAGGAGCGAGACGGGAUCCACCAUAUCCAUGAGCUCCUUAGAGAGAAGAAAAUCGCGCUACCAAGAUCUGGACUUUGAAAAAGUCAUGCACACCAGGAAAAGACACAUGGAGCUGUUCCAAGAACUGAAUCAGAAAUUUCAAACCCUGGAUCGAUUUCAAGACAUACCAAAUAUGGGCAGCAUGGACAAGGCCAUGGCCAACAAGAACCCCUGGGAGAGCUACAACCCAGCCUGUGAGUACCAGAACUACGCCAGUAUGAAUGCACUAGACCCUGACCCCAAGGACUCUCUGGAGAUGACCGCAGCAGAGUGGGAGAAGUGUGUCAAUCUCCCCUUAGACGUCCAGGAAGGAGACUUCCAGACAGAGGUCUGAUCUGAUCUGAUCUAAACAAACCAGGAAAUGAGUCCAAAAUGGCACCCUUUUCCCAAUGAAGUGCACUACUUAUGACCAGGUCCUAUAGGCCUCUUUUUCACCAGUACCCAAAGGGCUCUUUUGAACAGGACUCAUAGGGCUCUGGUCAAAAGUAGUGCACUAUAUAGGAAUAGGGUGACAUUUUGGAUGCACUCCAGAAAGGAGACUUCCAGGAAGUAAAAACCAGGAAGAGGAAAACCAGGAGGAAAAUGAUAACCAGGACAUGGAGGAAAGGGGAAAGGAUGUAUUUUGCACUGAAAAAAUGGACAGACUGUCCUAACAGCCUUGGCCUAGUACAUAUCUGGAUUCUAAAGGAGGAUGACAAGGACAUGAUGUGCCAAUACCAUUUAAGAGGAAAACACAGAGGACAGGAGGAAAAAAUACAACAAAAAAUACAACAAAAAUCAUCAGUGUUACUUUUUGUAUUCUCACUAGUGUACUUAGUGCAGCGGGCCAGCCAGGUGGGUGUACAAUAUUUACCAUCAUGUGUUUCAGAGUACCCAUGGUAAGAAGAAUUGGUUUCAAAAAGGUGAACAUCUUUCUAGAUGAAUAAACCUCAAAAGCUAAAUGAAGACAUAAUACAAUGUCAAUCCCAGCUUCGUUGGGUCCAGUUUUAUAUUUCACAAAACUGGACCCUGGAAGCACAAUGUAUAUAUUUAUGCAGGUUUUUAAAAAGUUUAUAACAAGUCUGUUUGGCCAUUACUAUACUUUUUACUUUAUAAUAUAAAAAAUAUAUAUGAGCGAGAGUGUCAGGCAAAGAGGACUUUUCUGUCAUAUAAAAAUGAAUGUUUGUCAAAGCUACAUUCUUCAUUGCUUUAAAUGCAAUAAAGGUAAUACUCACUUUUAUAUGAAUAAUAUAUUUCACAAACUUUAAUACUGCAGAAUCUUGCUUGAAGAAUCUCGGCUAAAACUCUCAUCUGCAGCCCUGUAUAAAAUAUUUAAAAAUGAAAAAUGUUGUAUGGUGUAAAUAAACUUUUGUCUACAUAUGUUUUACUUGUGCCAAUUUAUUUUAAUGCCAACUUGAUCAAGCGUUAUAGCGUUAUAAAAUGUUAACAUUUGAACAAGGAAUGUAAAUAAAAGAGGAAAUAUGUUCGUACUG
Messenger RNA from Oncorhynchus tshawytscha (Chinook salmon), 3863 nucleotides. RefSeq names its product adhesion G protein-coupled receptor B3 (gene adgrb3). The coding region runs from base 488 to 2725 and encodes 745 amino acids. Gene Ontology annotation, cellular component: synaptic cleft; postsynapse; membrane. The record is from RefSeq and is a predicted model, not a curated record. Gene Ontology annotation, biological process: cell surface receptor signaling pathway; negative regulation of angiogenesis; adenylate cyclase-activating G protein-coupled receptor signaling pathway. The transcript has 16 exons. Gene Ontology annotation, molecular function: G protein-coupled receptor activity. Lineage: Eukaryota; Metazoa; Chordata; Actinopteri; Salmoniformes; Salmonidae.